Arabidopsis arenosa is the source of this 750-nucleotide messenger RNA. NCBI's taxonomy places the organism in Eukaryota, Viridiplantae, Streptophyta, Magnoliopsida, Brassicales, Brassicaceae. The record is from the annotation of a GenBank genome assembly.
AUCCAACAUAUUCUUAUCGAAAGAAAGCCAAAUAAAAACAAACAAACCUCUUUUCUUUGUGUUUAACGAUGGGAAGCUUCUUCAUCAUCCGUUGCUUCUUGUUAUUCUCCUUCUUCUUCUUCUUCAACGGAGCAUUUGGGAAUACAUGGACCAGAACGGAAAUGGUGGAGAUGGCUGGCUACGGUGAACAGAAACUCUCCUCUGUCAUCAUCACCGGAUCUCUUCUCUGCAAAACUUCACGUCCUCACCUUUACUCUGUCCCUAUUCCAGGUGCCACUGUUGCCAUCAAAUGCCAAACUGGAUCCAAAAGGAGGUCCAAAUGGAUUAAGGCUGUCACUGAUGAAUUGGGAGAGUUUGAAAUCGAUCUUCCCUCCCAACUCCACGCGAUUCCAGACCUCGAAAACAAAUGUUUCAUCAAGCCAGUAUAUGUGCCUAGGCACUAUAGAUGCUAUCACACCUCUACCAAUAUAUACAAACGUAUUAAACUUGUUUCCUCUACCAAUGGCUUCCGAGUCUACACCUCAGGGAAGAUCAGGUUACAGGGCCACACUUCAAGAUCAUAGCGAGAUUCUGGUUUCAACAUUUCAACAAAAGAUUUGAACAGAAACAACAGAUUCUUCAAGUUCCAUCUUGUGAAAAGCAUUUGUUUUUUUGGUCCCCGUUUGUUUAGCUGGCGCUUCAGUCACAGAACCGAGUUGAGUCUCUCUAAAUUGUUUGCAUCAUGUAUAUAUAUAAAGGCUCCCAUGUUUU